Molecule: messenger RNA, 1634 nt
Organism: Botrytis cinerea B05.10
Lineage: Eukaryota; Fungi; Ascomycota; Leotiomycetes; Helotiales; Sclerotiniaceae
Exons: 3
Coding region: 353-1276 (307 amino acids)
Source: RefSeq, a predicted model, not a curated record
GAUGAUACUCGUCUUCGAAUCCUCUCAAUGAAAGUCUUGGGCUAGUCUUGGGCUAUGCUUGACACAAUAUGAUAAUGUUACACUCUUCAUCUUCUCCCUCCAAUCAAGUAUAAACCAUUGGAUAUGAGUUUCUCAUAACCCCGCCUGAGGUCAGAUACCCUUGUAGAUGCAUCGAAUCCCAGAUAUUGUCCUUCUCCAACCUUCUACCUGCAGCCUCACCCACCCCCCCAAAGAGUUCACCACAAACAAACAACUUUCAUUUCCAACAUAGCUACAAAGCUCCUUUUCAAUGUUGAGUUCUUUCACAAACGUAUACGGCUCCUUUCCCGAUAUCCAAGCUCGUAUAAAUAGCAUGGCGGGCACUCGAGCAAGCGGGAUGGGAAUGUCAGGCUCUGGAGUACGAUUACAGAGCCUGAGCGAUUUUGAACGAGAGCAGGAGGAGUUGCAAGCCCAGAUUGACCAAGAUCAUUACAAUGCACAACCCACAGGAUCUCGUACUGGCUUACCAGCCGCCAGCAGACCUAGGAAUAUGCCAGAUGUAACUGGUAUUCUACUUGAAGAUCAGGCGUUGCAAGAAAUGGGCAACACAAACUGGAUAGGAAGACUGUUGGAAUAUCACCAAGCCAAAGCCAUCACUCCACUGCCAGUGUACACAGAUAUCCAGGUCUCUGAACAGCGAUUUAGAUUUUCCGUAACCAUCAGAGAAAAGACGGAGCCUGUCACCACUCUAGCAUCCUUUAGCAACAAAAAAGACGCCAAACAAUUCAUCUCCAAACUCGCCAUCGAUUGGCUUAUCUCACAGAACCUCAUGCCCCCUACCGGCGCCGUCAGAUUUCCCAACGCAGCAAGUCCAUCUCCAAAUCCCAAUGUCCGCGAGAGAAGCACCUCUCCAACACCCUACCCCAGUCUCGUCCCCGGGCUCUGCAUCGCCCUCGGCUUCAACCCUCCUGCCUAUAGACUCACGCUCAUGGCAGAAGGCACUGCAUUUUAUGAAAUCUAUGCAGAUUUUGGAUCGGAUGCCCGGAUCAACGGCCCCGUAGGGAGGCUCACAAACAUUUACGGCAAGAAGAAAGCCAAAGAGGCUUGCGCAAAAGAAGUCUUUAGGUUUUUAAAGACGAUUGAAAGAUCGAGGGUAGCAGACAUUGCUGCUCAGCAGGGAGAGGAGAGGAGGAACGAGGAGGAGCCUCAACCUCAUCAUCAUCAUCAUCAUCAUCAUCAUCACGAGGACUCGGAUUUGAAUGUGGAUAGUCAAUAUAGUGUCGUGCCUGGGAUUUAAGUAGCGGUUGGUUGGGUCUGCUGUCGAAUCAUGGAAUGUGAUGAAAUGUAAUGGACUGAAAUACUGUGCAGAUCAUUUUAACGAAUUUCCUAGGAUAGGUUUGGAAUUAAUGUCGUGUUACUUUGUGGGAUGUUACAUAUUACCUAUCUAGUACGGACUUGUUCGGGUGGAAUACAAUUCUCAAAAUUUCAAGACGUUUUUUUUCCCCUUUAUGCUUUUUUUUAUCCUCCUCUUUUCUUUUCUUUUCUUUUCUUACCUUGCCUUGCCUUGCCUACCACUUCCUUCCAAGGUUAUUUGUUUUCAUCGCAUCUCCCUCUCCCUCUCCCUCCCAUCAAUCUCAAACCACAAACUAUCUACA